CAGCUCUUAAUGUGACAUGUGAAGACGGAUACAAAUCAUUCGGCAAUGGCCUUUCUAAAGUUUAUUAUUGUCACACUUUAAUGAGAGCACCACAAAGAGAAAUGCAAGAAGUGACUUCUGUUCAAGGUUUGAGUGUCAAGAAUAAAACCAUUAAAGAUGUUGAAGCCUUUUUGGUGUACAGACAGAAUGUAAGAAUCGUUCCAGAUGGGAUAAAUAAAUUCUUUCCUAACUUAAAAGUUCUUGUGAUUGAAAACUCUGAGUUGGACAGCUUUAAUCAAGUGAAUAAAUUGAAGAAGUUGAAGUAUUUAAACCUUCAAUACAAUAAAAUUGAAGCGUUGUACAAUGAUUCAUUUUACGGAUUACAAAAGUUGGAAAAGAUUUUCAUGAGUGGAAAUAAAAUUCGUAAAAUAGAAACUGAAACAUUUUCCAAUUUAAUGAAUUUAAAACUUCUUUCUUUAAAUGACAAUAUGCUGCAUAAAAUUAAUGAGAAUUUAUUCAGAAGCAAUCCAAUGUUAGCUUCACUAAGAUUUUCAAACAAUCAACUUAACAAAAUUAAUGUUGAAAUAUUUCGUCCACUCAAGAAAUUAAUCGAAUUGAACUUUAGCGGAAACAGAUGCAUUGACGAUUCAUAUCCAUUAACAAUUUCAAUAUUGAGUGAAUUUUUAAAUUUAAUUGACAAAAAUUGUUGAUAAAAAUUAUUUGUAACAGAAUCUACAGGAAUAAUUUUCUUAAUUAUGUAAACUUGUA
Molecule: messenger RNA, 747 nt
Organism: Clunio marinus
Lineage: Eukaryota; Metazoa; Arthropoda; Insecta; Diptera; Chironomidae
Source: the annotation of a GenBank genome assembly